Chilo suppressalis (striped riceborer) is the source of this 2574-nucleotide messenger RNA. NCBI's taxonomy places the organism in Eukaryota, Metazoa, Arthropoda, Insecta, Lepidoptera, Crambidae. The record is from the annotation of a GenBank genome assembly.
CUUUUGUCUAUGAUUAGCAUUUUUUAUAAAUCAAAUUUGACUUUUUGUGUAUGUGUAGUCUUUUUAUCGCAAAUAAUUCACUAAAACAUAAUUAAAUGUGUAAAAUAAAAAGUAUCGCUAUACAAUAGUGAUUAACUUGAAGUGUUAACUUAUCACAAGUCUCUAUAAACUCUAAAAAAGUGUCUGAUGAAAACAUAACCUUAAACGCAUCUUUAUGAAAGACUAAAACGAUUUAAACAAGUGAUUGACCAUGGCGUUGCAACUAUCUCGUCGGGAGGUCGAAGAUCUCCGCUCCUCGCUGGACAGAGCAAUCUACAGAACGAUAGGAAAGUCAGAUAAUUCACUGUUAUCAACAGUGUCAUCUUGUCUCACAAAUGGUUACGAACGCCGCAAGAUCAUAGACAAAAUCUCAGCACACAUAGACUCAAAGAAGGCCAGCAAGCUUGCUGACAAAGUCUUAGCUCUGGCACAAGAGUUGAUAUCAACAUCCAAGUCGCAGAAGCGAAAACAUGAAGGAGACCGGGAGAAAGACAGUAAGAGAUCACGGCAUGAAGAAAAAGAGAGUCGGCAUGAGCAGAAGGAGGCGCGUAAAGAGGAGAAACCUCCACCAGAGGAGAAGGAGAAGAAGUUGGGCAAUGGGAAUGGUAUCGAGGUGCUGCCUUUACCUUCUGUAAUGCCUGAAGGGGAGACUGUCGGAUCCAAAAUUGCUGUGCUCAGUGCUGAUAGGAUUAAGCUGAUGAUGGCCAACGCCCAGAAGGAGAUAGAAGAACGCAAACGCGCCCUAGUGGGCAUGCGCGAGAGUAAGCCCGGCGUCAACGUGGCGGCUGCCACCGCGCAACAGAUUAAGGCCCAACUGCAGAACAGCGCGAUGCCGCCGCCCAGUGUUAUCAAACCGACGCUGUACUCUAAACCUGCGGCGGCUCCCGUGUCCGCCGAAGAGUUGGAGAAGCAGCGGAAGAUCGCUGAACUGCAGGCCCGGAUACAGAGGAAACUGGCUGGUGGUGCAUUAAACUCGGGCUCUUCUGGCCCCGCCCCCCUCAUAUUGGAUCGGGAAGGCCGUACCAUAGACAAUACGGGGAAAAGAGUGCAGCUGACACAUGUCGCUCCAACGCUUAAGGCGAACAUUCGCGCGAAACGCCGCGAAGAGUUCCGCGCCACUCUCGCCGCUCCCACGCCCGACACGCGGGAACUGGCCGGCGCGUGGGUCGACGCGCGCGUGCACGCUAAACCGGCCGCCAGGCUCAAGAGGCAGCUGCGGUUCCACGAGCCGGGGAAGUUCAGGCAGCUGGCCGAGAGGUUGCGGAUGAAGGCUCAAUUGGAGAAGUUGCAGAACGAAAUAUCUCAGAUAGCGCGGAAGACUGGCAUAUCGUCCGCCACCAAACUGGCACUGUUGGCAUCCGACGCGCCAGACUCGGACCGAGUGCCAGAUAUAGAAUGGUGGGACAGCGUAAUCCUAAUGACGCCGGAAGAGCGAGAGGCGAAACGUCGACAGUCGAGUGCGAGCGGGACGGACGAUCGUACUCCCGCGCAGCGAGUGCUGGCCUGCAACACCGGUGACGACGACAUCGUCGACAACCUCAACCUCGCCGCCGUCACUAAUCUGGUGGAACAUCCGCAGCAACUGAGGCCGCCCACCGAGCCUCUAAAGCCCACCUACAUGCCAGUGUUCCUCACAAAGAAGGAGAGGAAGAAACUGCGUCGGCAGAGCAGAAGAGAAGCUUGGAAGGAAGAGCAGGAGAAGGUCAGAUUAGGGCUGGAGGCACCGCCGGAACCCAAGCUCAGGAUAUCGAAUCUAAUGCGUGCUUUGGGCACUGAAGCGGUGCAAGACCCUACCGCCAUAGAGGCUAAAGUCCGCGAGCAGAUCGCCAAGCGACAGAAGACGCACGUGGAGGCCAACAAGGCCAGGGCGCUCACUAAGGAGCAGAAGAGGGAGAAGGUAGAUAGAAAGCUUCGUGAAGAUACAACAACAGGAGUGCACGUAGCUGUAUAUAGGAUUCAAGAUCUAUUCGAGUGUGCAUCUGCAAAAUUCAAAGUGGAAGUGAACGCUCAGCAACUGCAUAUGACGGGUGUUGUCGUACUGCACAGGGGGUGCUGCGUGGUCGCCGUUGAAGGUGGCCCGAAGCAACAGGCCAAAUAUAAGAGACUGAUGCUGCACCGCAUCAAAUGGGAGGAAGACACGGUGAAGGACACAGAAGGUCAGGACGUGCCUAACUCCUGCCAUCUGGUGUGGGAGGGGAUCACUAAACAGCGGUCCUUCGGAGAUAUCAAAUUCAAGGUGAUGCCUACAGAGAAACAAGCUCGGGAAUUAUUCCAGAAACACGGCGUGGAACAUUAUUGGGAUCUGGCGUAUAGCGGUGCAGUUUUAGGGGCCACGGAGGAGCCCUAAGGCACCGCCGACAAUGUAGUUUAACUUAGCGAGCGACGAGAGAAAUAAAUAUAUUGUGUAUAUUUAAAAACAUCUUGAUUUGUUUUAUUUUCAACUCACUCUUUUAAGGAUAUUGAAAACUUUUACCACAAAAUAGGAUAGUACAAAAGAAAUGUACACAUAGACACCGCUCACGGAGUCGCUACCCG